Messenger RNA from Didymosphaeria variabile, 1767 nucleotides. RefSeq lists its product as uncharacterized. Gene Ontology annotation, molecular function: ATP binding; glycerone kinase activity. Bases 1 to 1767 code for a protein of 588 amino acids. The record is from RefSeq and is a predicted model, not a curated record. Lineage: Eukaryota; Fungi; Ascomycota; Dothideomycetes; Pleosporales; Didymosphaeriaceae. The transcript is spliced from 3 exons. Gene Ontology annotation, biological process: glycerol catabolic process. Gene Ontology annotation, cellular component: cytosol.
AUGUCGCGGAAGCACUUCUUCUCCAGCCCUGAGGGCGUCGUCGUCCACGCCCUUACCUCCAUCGUCUCCCGCAACAAGCACAUGGCCCUCGAUGCAAAGGAACGCGUCGUAUACAACACCGCACACAAGCCCAGCCAGGUCACCAUCAUAUCUGGCGGCGGCUCGGGACAUGAGCCCGCGUGGUCGGGAUAUGUGGGUGAUGGCAUGCUGUCGGCUGCUAUUUGUGGUGAUAUCUUUGCGAGCCCGAGUACUAAGCAGAUUAUGAGCGGUAUACGGAAUGUGCCCAGUGACGAGGGGAUUAUUCUCUGUAUUACGAACUACACGGGGGAUAUGCUGCAUUUUGGGCUGGCGAGGGAGAAGGGCCAGGCGCUGGGGUAUAAGGUUGAUGUCGUGUGCAUGGCGGAGGAUGCGGCGUUGGGGCGGGCGAAGAGCGGGAAGGUUGGGAGGAGAGGACUGGCUGGGAAUCUGCUUGUGAUUAAACUCAUCGGCGCGGCGUCACAGAAGGGCUGGGCGUUCGAGAAGUGCAGACAGAUGGGACAGCUGGGGAAUGACCAGUUGGUCACUAUCGGCACGAGUCUGGAUCACUGCCACGUACCUGGUCGCGAAGCCUUCGAGCAAGUACCGGACGACACGUGUGUGAUUGGCAUGGGCAUCCACAACGAGCCCGGCCUCAAAAACGUCUCCCCCAUGCCCUCCGCCACCGACAUCAUCAAAGAAAUGCUCAAAUACCUCCUCGACCCGAACGACUCUGACCGCGCCUUCGUCACUUUCAACCCCAAAGACAACGUCGUCAUGCUCAUCAACAACUUCGGCGGGCUCUCCGGCCUCGAGCUCGAAGCCCUGACCAACCUCGCCCUGCAGGUCCUCAAGAGCGACUGGAACAUCGUCCCGCAGCGCAUCUACGCCGGCAUAAUGGAGACGAGCCUGAACGGCCAGGGCUUCAGCAUCACCCUAGGCAACAUGAGCGGCAUGGCAAACGCAAUGUCCGUCUCAGACGCCGAGAUUUUCUCCCUGCUAGAUGCCCCCACCAACGCGCCCGCCUGGCCGAAAAACAAUUACAAUCCCGUAGACGUAAGCCCAGCAAUGCAAACCCGCCGCCAACAAGCGCACGACGCCCACAACCAACCCAGCGCGUCCGACACGGGCCCCGCGACGCCCCCUUCCCUCAUCACAGCGCUCACAUCGGCGUGUAAUGCAGGCCUAGCCGCCGAGCCCACAAUAACGCAGUACGACCUCCAAAUGGGCGACGGCGACUGCGGCGAAGCCGUAUCAGGCGUCUGCAAAGCCAUCCUAUCCAACCUCUCUUCCACCCCUCCGCCCCUCCUCACGCUCCUCUCGCACAUAGGCGAAAACGUAGAAGACGUAGGCGGCUCCCUAGGCGCAAUCCUAAGCAUCCUCCUCACCGCCUUCAUCAACGCUCUGUCCGACGCAACGCUCAAGCAUAACGCUGAACUGAGCGUCGAAACGUGCAGUCAGGCUGCUGCACUGGCGCUGGAGAAUCUUAAGAAGUAUACGUCUGCGAGGGAGGGCGAUAGGACGGUUAUGGAUGUGUUGAUUCCGUUUGUGGGGGCGCUGGCUGGGACGAGGGAUCUUGGGAGGGCGGUGGAAGUGGCGCAGGAGAGUGCGAGGAGGACGGCGGGGAUGAAGGCGAGGUUUGGGAGGGCGACGUAUAUUAGUGAGGAUGGGGGAGAGGUCGAGGAUUCCGGAUCCGGGGCGUAUGCGGCGGGGGUGUGGUUGGCGGGGCUGGUGGAGGGGUUUAAGCAGUGA